Molecule: messenger RNA, 7554 nt
Organism: Fulmarus glacialis (Northern fulmar)
Lineage: Eukaryota; Metazoa; Chordata; Aves; Procellariiformes; Procellariidae
Product: deleted in malignant brain tumors 1 protein-like
Cellular component (GO): membrane
Source: RefSeq, a predicted model, not a curated record
AUGCCGGAGAUGAUGCCGGAGAUGAUGAUGCCAGAGAUGCUGGAGAUGAUGCUGGAGAUGCUCCAACACAAGUUUUCCUGCUCAUGCCGGCUGGAGAUGUUUUACGAUGGCACCUGGGGGACAGUGUGCGAUGACCACUGGGACCUUGAUGGAGCCCGCGUGGUCUGCUGGCAGCUGGGCUGCGGGACAGCACUGUCGGCUGUCGGCAGGGCUUGCUACGGGCGAGGAGCAGACCCCAUCUGGCUGGACAACGUACGCUGCCCCGGUUCAGAGGCUGCCCUUUCCGAGUGCCAGUCACGGCCCUGGGGAGCCCACAGCUGCAGGCACGGGGAAGACGCCAGUGUUGUGUGCUUGGACCCCAUGGUGCUUCAGUUGGUGGAUGGCCCACAGCGCUGCGCCGGGAGGGUCGAAGUGCUUCAUCAGCAGCAAUGGGGGACGGUGUGUGACGAUGGCUGGGACCUGUGCGAUGCCGAAGUGGUGUGCUGGCAGCUGGGCAGCUUUGGCCGGGGACAUGAUCCCAUCUGGCUGGAUGAGGUGAACUGCACAGGGACUGAGUCUGCCCUCUCCGAAUGCAGAGCCAAGCUGAAAGGAGUCCACAAGUGCAACCAAGGAGAAGAUGCUGGUGCAGUGUGCUCAAGUAGCUGCUACCCUACUGAGGUCCGGCUGGUGAACGGCUCAAAUCGCUGCUCUGGGAGAGUUGAGGUGCUGCACAACCAGUGAUGGGGAAGUGUGUGCGACGACAGCUGGGACCUGGAUGAUGCAGAAGUGGUGUGCCGGCAGCUGGGCUGUGGGACGGCCGUAGCCACUCCACCCAGAGCUCGGUUUGGAAUGGGGUAUGAGCCCAUCUGGCUGGACGAUGUGAACUGCGCUGGCGCUGAGGCUGCCCUCUCCGAGUGCAGGGCCAGACGGGGAGCGAGUAACUGUGACCACCGAGAAGAUGCCAGUGUGGUGUGCCUGGGUAAGCUACCCCAACCAGGACCAGCUCACCGGCUGGUGAAUGGCUCCAGACACUGCUAGGAUGUUGAGGUGCUUCACAACCAGCAGUGGGCGGUGUGUGACAACGGCUGGGACCUGAGCGAUGCCGAGGUGGUGUGCCGGCAGCUGUGCUGUGGAGCGGCCGUGUCAGCUCCAGGCUUGGCUCAGUUUGGGCCAGGGUCCAACCAUAUCUGGCUGGGUGAUGUUGAGUGCACGGGGGCAGAAGCUACCCUCUGCAAAUGCAGGUCCGGGAUCAGGGAAGCCAUUAAUUGCCACCAUGGGGAAGAUGCUGGUGUUGUGUGCUCAGACCUCCAAAAAGGGUGUCUGUCUCGUCCCAUUUCAGACCCUGUGGCGUUGCGGUUGGUGAAUGGCUCAAGCCUCUGUGCUGGGAGAGUUGAAGUGCUCCACAGGCAUCAGUGGGGGACCGUGUGUGAUGACAGCUGAGAUGAAGAGGACGCCAUGGUCGUGUGCCGGCAGCUGGGCUGCGGAACGGUGGUCUCGGCCUCUGGCGCGGCUUGGUUUGGGCAAGGGCGCAAUGCCAUCUGGCUGGACGACAUGAACUAUGGGAGGGAGGACACCCUCUUGGAAUCCCUGGCCAGGCCAUGGGGGACACACAACUGUGACCACGGGGAAGACACCAGUGUGGUGUGCUCAGACUUGGUUGCUUCCCAGCGGGUUCCUCUCCGCCUGUCAGAUGGCCCACACCGCUGCGCCGGCAGGGUCGAGGUCUUCUACGAGAACCGGUGGGGAACGGUGUGCGAUGACCACUGGGACCUGGAGGAUGCUGGUGUGGUGUGCCGGCAGCUGGGCUGUGGCACGGUGCUGUCAGCCCCUGGGGCCGGGCAUUUCAGGGCAGGGUAUGGUCCCAUUUGGCUGGACGAUGUCAACUGCACGGGCACAGAGGUCGCCCUGUCUUACUGCAGGACAAAAGGCUGGGGAAAGAACAACUGCCAUCACGGCGAAGAUGCCGGUGUGGUGUGCUCAGGUAAUGCCUCUCCUGCAGAGCUCCGCCUGGUGAAUGGCCUUGACCACCAGUGGGGAACCGUGUGCGACGAUGACUGGAGCUUCCCCGACGCCAGUGUGGUGUGCCGGCAGUUGGGCUGUGGGACGGCCAUCUCAGCCUACGGCGCAGCUCACUUUGGCUGGGGAUCAGGCCCCAUUUGGCUGGACAAUGUUCAGUGCAGCGGGACCGAAGCUGCCCUGUCCGAAUGCCUGGCCAGACCUUGGGGUGUCAACAACUGUGACCAUGGAGAAGACGCCAGCACAGCCACCAACACGCCAGCUCACCUACGCCUGGAGAACGGCCCUGGCCGCUGCGCGGGACGCGUGGAGGUGCUCCGCCACCAUCAGUGGGGGACGGUGUGUGACAGCAGCUGGGGCCUGGCCGAGGCGGCAGUGGUCUGCCGGCAGCUGGGCUGCGGGACGGCUCUCUCAGCCCUGGGUUCAGCUCACUUCGGGCAAGGGUCCGGCCGCAUCUGGCUGGAUAAUGUGAACUGCACGGGGACAGAAGCCACCCUCUCUGAAUGCCAGGCCACGCCAUGGGAAUCCAACAGCUGUGACCACCGGGAAGAUGCUGGUGUGGUGUGCUCCGGUGAUCCAUAUGCGGACGCUUCGGGGCAGCGCCCACUGCGGCUGGCAAACGGCUCGAACAGCUGCCUGGGGAGAGUCGAGGUCUUUCACGACCAGAAGUGGGGGACCGUGUGCGAUGACACCUGGGACCUCCAUGCCGCCACCGUCGUGUGCAGGCAGCUGGGCUGUGGGAUGGCGCUGGCAGCACCAGGCUCGGCUCAUUUCGGGCCAGGGUCGGAUCCCAUCUGGCUGGACGACGUUCACUGCACAGGGACUGAGUCCACCCUCACCGAGUGUGAGCUGAGCAACUGGGGAGAGCACAACUGCGGCCACAGAGAAGAUGCUGGUGUGGUGUGCUCAGGUAACACCAGCCCCUUGCAGGUGCAGGUGAAAGACGGUCCCGGUCCCUGCGCAGGGCGGGUGGAGGUGCUCUACAACGCUACCUGGCACGGGGUGUGCAGCAGCAGCUGGAGCUUGCUGGAAGCCAGGGUGGUCUGCAGGCAGCUGGGCUGCGGACAAGCCACUUAUAAAGAAGACAGAGGACACCGGGACAUCAUCCGAGGCUUAGGCAGCCACGCUCCUGGUGUCGAAGGCACAGCUGCUGAGAGCCUGGGGGGGCUCCUUCGCCUGGUGGGCGGCCCCGGCCGCUGUGCCGGGCGGGUGGAGGUGCUCCACAACGGAACGUGGGGGACAGUGUGUGACGACAGCUGGGGUCCCCCCGAGGGCCGGGUCGUGUGCCGGCAGCUGGGCUGUGGGACAGUGCUGUCGGUGGCACCAGGAGCUCGGUACGGAGAAGGGACGGGACAGAUCUGGUUGGACGAGGUCAACUGCACCGGGGAGGAAAAGGACCUCUCCGAAUGUCGAGCCAGGCCAUGGGGGGAACACAACUGUCACCACGUGGAGGAUGCCAGCGUUGAGUGCUCAGGUAGCCCGGGAUGGCAGCCCCUCCAGCUGCUCAACGGCCCCAACCGCUGCGCCGGGAGGGUGGAGGUGCUCCACAACCACAUGUGGGGGACGGUCUGUGAUGACGGCUGGGACCUGGCGGAUGCGGCAGUGGUGUGCCGGCAGCUGGGCUGCGGUGCAGCACUGUCGGCCACCAGCGGGGCUCGCUUUGGAAGGGGCCACGAUCCCAUCUGGUUGGACGAGGUGAACUGCACCGGCACUGAGGACACCCUCUUCGACUGCCAGGCCAGCGCUUGGGGGGACAACAACUGCUUCCACGGGGAGGAUGCUGGAGUGAUAUCUUCGGGGGUGUCCGUGGCCGCUGAGCUCCGCCUGGCCAAUGGUUCGACGCGCUGCGAAGGCAGGGUGGAGGUCACCCACGACGGCACCUGGGCAGCCCUGUGUGACGAGGGCUGGGGUCUGGCUGAAGCUCGAGUGGUGUGCAGGCAGCUGGGCUGCGGCAGAGCGCUGUCAGCACCCGGUGGGUCGCAUUUUGGGCAAGGACCCAGGCAAAUGUGGCCUGACAGCGUGAGCUGCGUAGGCACGGAGACUGCCCUCUCUGCGUGCAAGGCGAAGCUCCGGGGCAACGGCACUUGUCACCACGGGGGAGAAGCUGGUGUGGUGUGCGCAGGUAGCCUCCGGGCGGCCCGGGUCCGGGGGGUGAACGCCGCCAGCCGCUGCGCUGGCAGGGUCGAGGUCUUACACAACAAGCAGUGGGGGACCGUGUGCGAUGACAACUGGGACCUGCUGGACGCCGAGGUCGUCUGCCGGCAGCUGGACUGCGGGCGAGCGCUGUCGGCCCCUGGGGGGGGUCAGUUCGGGCGUGGGGAUGGCAUCAUCUGGAUGGACGAGACGAACUGCACGGGAACGGAGAGCAUGCUGUCCGCCUGCCGGGCCCAGCCAUGGGGCAUCAAUAAUUGCUACCACGGGGAAGAUGCUGGUGUGGUUUGCUCAGACUCGAUCAUCCCCGAGCCAGCUCAUCUCCAGCUGGCGAAUGGCUCGCACCGCUGUGCUGGCAGAGUCGAGGUGCUUCACCAGGAGGAGUGGGGAGCCAUCUGCGACCGCGGCUGGGAUAAGCAGGAUGCCGAGGUUGUGUGCCGGCAGCUGGGCUGCGGGACAGCGCUGCCAGCAUUGGAGGGGGCAGACUUCGGUGCCGGACCCCCACGCGUCUGGCUGGACAACGUGAACUGCCAGGGGACAGAGCCGGCCCUUACGAAAUGCCGGGCAAGCCCGUGGGGAGAGAGCAGCUGCAGCCACGGAAAGCACGCCAGCGUGGUAUGCUCAGGUGGGUUUCACUCCGGCACCAGCAGUAUCCGGCUGGUGGACGGCCCAGGUCACUGCGCCGGGAGAGUCGAGGUGUUUCACAAUGAGAAAUGGGGGACAGUGUGCGAUGACAGCUGGGACUUUGCGGAUGCCAAAGUGGUGUGCCGGCAGCUGGACUGCGGGACGGUGGUAUCAGCUCCGCGGCGGGCUCACUUCGGGCAGGGACAGGGACCCAUCUGGCUGGACGACGUGCGCUGCACGGGGACUGAGGCAGCCCUCUCCGAAUGCAGAGCCAAGGGCUGGGGUGUCCAUGGAUGUGAGCAUGGAGAAGAUGCCAGUGUGGUGUGCUCAGGUAACCACCGCCCGUUGUGCCUCCGCCUGGUGAACGGCUCAGACCCAUGCUCUGGGAAAGUUGAAGUGUUUCAUGAUCAGCGCUGGGGGGGCAUCUGCACCGACGGAUGGGACCUGGCUGAAGCCCACGUGGUGUGUCGGCAGCUGGGCUGUGGGGCAGCGCACUCGGCCAUGGGGUCUACCCGGUUUGGGACAGGAGAUGGCCUGAUCUGGGUGGAUGCUGUGGAAUGCAUCGGGAUGGAGGGGGCCCUUUUUGAAUGCAAGGUCAAGUUCUGGGGUGCCAACAGCUGCAAGUCGAGGGGGCAUGCAGGCGUCUCGUGCUCUGCGGCUGCAGACUUGGAGCCAGGGAGCUCAGAAACCCUGCGGCUGGUGAACGGCCGACACCGCUGCACCGGGAGGGUGGAGGUCUUUCACAACCAGCAAUGGGGGACCAUCUGCGAUGACGGCUGGGACCUGAACGAUGCGGCCGUGGUGUGCCGGCAGCUGGGCUGUGGGCCAGCCAUAUCAGCUCCAGGUUUAUCUGGGUUUGGGCAAGGAUCUGGCCCCAUCUGGCUAGAUGGGGUGAGUUGUCUUGGGACAGAAGCCACCCUCGCUGAAUGCCCGGUCAAGCCUUGGGGACACCAUGCAUGUAACCACAUGGAAGAUGCCAGCGUUGUGUGCUCGGGGAUUGCCAGCACCUCCAGGCUUCGUCUGGUGGGUGGUUUGAGCGAGUGCGCCGGGAGGGUUGAGGUGUUUUAUAACAACGAGUGGGGAACGGUCUGCGACGAUGGCUGGGACCUGAGUGACGCGGCAGUGGUCUGCCGGCAGCUGGGUUGCGGGAUGGCCCUCUCAGCCCCUGGCUCGGCUCGAUUUGGGUGGGGAGCCGGCCCCAUCUGGCUGGAUGACGUGAGCUGCACAGGAGAGGAAACCGACUUCUCCGAGUGCCGAGCCAAGACGUGGGGCAUCCGCAACUGCCACCAUGGGGAGGACGCUGGCGUGGUGUGCACAGGCAACUCUAGCUUAGCCAACCUCCGGCUGGUGGAUGGGCCACACCGUUGCACCGGGAGGGUGGAGGUGCUCAACGCUGGGCAGUGGGGGACAGUCUGCGAUGACGGCUGGGACCUGAAUGAUGCAGCGGUGGUGUGCAGGCAGCUGGGCUGUGGCAGAGCUGAGGCAGCCCCCGGCCGGGCUCGCUUCGGGCAGGGGACAGGGCACAUCUGGCUGGAUGACGUGGCCUGCACCGGGAGCGAGGAUGCCCUUGCCCAGUGCCGAGCCCAUCCCUGGGGGCAGAGUAACUGCAACCAUGGAGAAGAUGCCAGCGUGGUGUGUUCAGGUAUCGCAACCAACACUUCGACUGUCCGGCUCGUGGAUGGCCCACAUCGCUGUGCCGGCAGGGUGGAGGUCUUUCACAAUAAGCAAUGGGGGACAGUCUGCGACGACAGCUGGGACCUGAGCGACGCAGCGGUGGUCUGCCGGCAGCUGGGCUGCGGGGUAGCUGUCGCAGCCCCAGCAGGGGCUUCCUUCGGGAGGGGGCUGGAUCCCAUCUGGCUUGACAGGGUCGCCUGUGCCGGGGGGGAGAACGCCCUCGUGGAGUGUCGGGCCAGGCCCUGGGGAAUGAACGGCUGCACCCACGAAGAGGACGCUGGUGUGGUCUGCUCAGGUGAUGCAGAGGUAGCAGAGGUCCGCCUGGCAGAAGGACCGAACCGCUGUGGUGGGAGGGUGGAGGUGUUCCACGCCGGGCAGUGGGGGACGGUCUGCGACGAUGGCUGGGAUCUGAACGACGCGGCAGUGGUGUGCAGGCAGCUGGGCUGCGGCAGGGCCAUGGCAGCCCAUGGCCGGGCUCGCUUCGGGCAGGGGAUGGGGCACAUCUGGCUGGACGACAUGAGUUGCACCGGGCACGAGGACAACCUCGCCCAAUGCCGAGCCCGUCCAUGGGGACAGAGUAACUGCCACCACGGAGAAGACGCUGGUGUGGUGUGCUCAGGUACAUCCCAGUCCUGCAAUACAGGCCAUGCGGAGGAGGCGCAGGUCCGCCUGGCCAACGGCCCGAACCACUGUGCUGGGAGAGUGGAGGUGCUUCACGAACAGCGGUGGGGGACCAUCUGUGAUGACAGCUGGGAUUUGAAGGAUGCCAAGGUGGUCUGCCGGCAGCUGGGCUGUGGGACAGCCGUGUCAGCCCCGGGCCAAGCUCACUUCGGGCAAGGGUUGGAGCCCAUCUGGCUGGAUGAUGUGGAGUGCACCGGCACAGAGACAACCUUCUCCCAGUGCAGCCUUAGCAGCUGGGGACUCCAUAACUGCAACCACGACGAAGACGCAGGAGUUGUGUGCUCAGCCCACCAGCACCCUGGGGACCAGAGCACUUCAGUGACAUCAUUCCAGCCCAUGGGGGCCAUCUACCUCCCCACCAAGGCAGAAGCCCCCGAGGAUGCCGAUACUGAGACAACGCAGCUCAUGAAGGAAGAUGCUGCCCUGUGA